AUGGAAAAUAACAGUAACAAUAAUCGAACAUCAUCUAAUGUAAAUUCAUCAUCAACAACAAAUUCAAGUACAACAACAUUAAAUUCAACUUCAAUGGUAUCUUCAUCAGCAUCAACACCAUCAUCCGGUUCAACAGCAACGAUUCGACAAAGUCAUAAACGAACUUUUGCUGAAUCAGAUUCAUCAUCCCGAACUGAACGACAUUUAUGUUCAUUUUCUCAUUUGUGGAUUAUUAAUUAUCUAUCGUCAUAUAUCGAGGAUUCAAAUUUUACUUGUCUUCAAUCGGAAACAUUUUCACCUGUUAAUACUCCUUAUUCAAAUACUCGUUGGAGUUUAAAAUUAUAUCCUCGUGGUUUAAAUGAAAAACAACAUACAAAUAAUAAUAUUGCAAUAUUUCUCAAAUAUGUUAGUGGUACAAUGCCAACAAUAAAAGCUAAAGCAGAAUUUAGUGUUGUUAGUCGAAAUAAUGAACUUGUUAUGUUACGUUCUACAAAUUUUCAUACAUUUUCAUCAGGAAAUGAUUGGGGUUAUUCAGAAUUUCUCGAUGGAAAUUAUUUAAAUUCUCGACGUACUGAUCUUUUAACGGAUGAUCGUCUUCGUGUUUAUGUUCGUGUAAUAUUAGUCGAUGAAAAAGAAACUACAACAGGUGAUAUAUUUCAUUCAUCUCAUCACUAUCAUCACCAUCACCACCAUCAUCAUCAUCAUCAUGCAUCACCAAUUUUACCUUCUCCAUUACCUCCACAUCCCAUUCAACAACAACAAAUAAGUACUAUUCAAAAAACUCAAGCAUCAACAUCAUCAUCAUUGGCAUCAUCAUCAUCAACAACAUCAAUAAUAAGUUCUAAUUCAUCGAAUGCAUCAUCUACAUCUUCAAUAGCUGUAUCUGGUUUAUUUAAUGAUGAUAAAGAACGUUUUAAAUCAUUAGAACUUUUAUCAAAUCAAAUAAAAGCACUUUUAGAUGAUGAACGUUUUACUGAUGUACAUAUUCAUGUUAUACCUAAACAACAACAACAUAUGAAUGAUGAUCAUCGAAGAUCAAAUCGAUUUAAACGAUCACUUAUGAAACAACAGCAUCCAUCAUGUUCAUCAUGUCAUUGCACAUCAGAAAAAAUAAAAUCUAUUUUAACAAAUAAUGAACGAGUAUUUGAUCAUCAUCAUGAACAGUCAUCAUCAGUUAUUUCUAAAGAUUCUGAAUCAAAUACUAUCGCAAAUGAUUCUCGUUCAUAUCAAACUUCGUUAACACGUCGAGCAACACGUUCAACAACAUCAUUACUUUCACGUAUGGCUCAAAGUUCAUCUGAAAUCAAUCAUUCCUUUUCCAAUUAUUCUACAUCAUCUUCUCAUGAAUCUUCAUCAGACAUUUGUUCAUCGUCUUCCAUAUUAUCAUUAAAUUCAAAACGUUGUUUAUGUAUAUGUCAUAAUCAAGAUAAUAAUGAUCUAGACAUUACAUAUGAUAUUCAACAAUCUCAUAUAAAAUAUUCUAAUAUAACACCAUUAGCUACAUUUCAUGCACAUAAAGCUAUAUUAAUAGCACGUUCAUUAUCAUUUGCUAGUCAAAUACGUUUAAAUAAUCUCAAUGGAUCAAAUCAUAAUUUAAAAUCACCUCCAAUUAAUUUAUAUAUUGAUGAUCUUGAACCAUCAACUGUUCGAGCUAUGCUUAUUUAUAUAUAUACAGGUCGUUUACCAACAUCAAAUGAUGAAAUACAUAAUAAUUUAAAUCCAAUUGAUUUAUUUCGUGCUGCUGUUAAACAUGAUUUAAAUGAAUUACGUGAUUUAACUAAAUCUGUUAUGUUAGAUGUAUUAAAAAUAGAUAAUUGUAUUGAAAUGCUUGAAGUUAGUGAUCAAGCAAAUGAUAUAUUACUUAAACAACAAGUUUUAGCAUUUAUACGUUCAAAUGCAUCAGCUGUAUCUAAAACCGCUAAUUGGUUAAAUUUUACUAAACAUAAUCCACAUUUAAUAAUUGAUGCAUUUCGUUCACUUGUAACACCAACAAUAACAAAUACAACAAUAACGAAGCAUAAUAAUAAUAAUAAUAAUAAUUUAAAUCAUUAUCAUCAUUCAACGUCAUUAACAACAACAACAACAAGUAAAUAUUCAAAAUAUGAUUGA
Rotaria sp. Silwood1 is the source of this 2109-nucleotide messenger RNA. NCBI's taxonomy places the organism in Eukaryota, Metazoa, Rotifera, Eurotatoria, Philodinida, Philodinidae. The record is from the annotation of a GenBank genome assembly.